AUGGGCGAGAAGUUGUCGGCGGAGACGGCGUUCGCCACAAUUGCUUACUUUAAUGCCUUGCGUUGGGGAAUAGCGAAUAACGCACCCCUGGCUAUAGCCGCUUUCAGCGAGUUAAUUAUAGUUAUCAAACGUAUCCAGAAUUUUCUAUUACUCGAAGAGAUGAGUGGUUUGGAUGAGAGGGAAGGGAAAGACAACGAGGCGUUCAUUUCGGGAGAAAAUGAGAUAUUUCUCGAAGUAAUGGAAAACACUUCGAGUAAUGAAGAAAAAGGCGUUUUUAUGGAUAAUAUGAGCGUUCGUUGGAAUAAUGAGACGACUGAACCCACGCUUCGGGACAUUAGUCUGAGUGUAAAACCCGGACAACUGCUGGCUGUCGUCGGAUCCGUUGGCAGUGGAAAGAGUUCACUAUUAAUGUCAAUACUGAAUGAGAUAUCGCUAGUGUCGGGUCGGGUGGCAGUGAGGGGUCGGGUGUCGUACGCGCCGCAGGAGUCGUUAGCUUUCAUAGCGAGUGUUCGACAGAAUAUUCUGUUUGGCUCUCAAUAUAAUGAAGAGAAAUACAAUCGAGUGGUGAAGGCGUGCGCUUNUUUACAUUAUGCUAGGCUGAGUCUGGCCCGGGCUCUGUACCACUCGGCAGACAUCUACCUCUUGGACGACCCCUUGAGUGCUGUUGACACACAUGUGGCCAAACAUCUCUUUCAGGAUUGUUGUAUUGAGUACCUGAAAAACAAGGCGACUAUUUUAGUGACCCAUAGCAUCCAGUUUCUCAAAGACGCGCAUCAAAUACUUGUGCUCAACGACGGCGAGUGUGUGGCCAUCGGGUCCUACACUCAGCUCAAAGAGNUCAAAUACUUGUGCUCAACGACGGCGAGUGUGUGGCCAUCGGGUCCUACACUCAGCUCAAAGAGCGCGGCAUUGAUCUCAUGGCAUAUCAGAGACAAACCGAUGAAACACAUCAUACCAGAGCUGAUAAGAGGAGGACACAUUAGGGAACCAAUAGAAGUGGACGACCAGGAAGUAAAGGCCGAACUCAAAAUGAUUGGAUCCGUUGAAACCAUUGUUUAUAUGGAGUACAUUAAGGCCGGCGCCGGACAUCUACUCAUAACAAUUACCAUUUUGUUUUUAAUCGCUGCACAAGUCUUCAAUCAGGGAAGUGACUAUUGGCUUAGCUUAUGGACUAAUGAUAUGAUUAAAAACCCGGAAGAAGUUGAUCAGACAUUUGACUUCAUUAUCUACACGAGUCUAAUGUGUGGUCUGUUUGUGUCGGCCCUGUUAUCCACCAUUUGUUUCUACAUAAUGUGUAUGAGAUCUUCGGUUAAUCUCUAUAACCGAAUAUUCUAUGCAUUAUUACGAUCACCGAUACAUCUGUUUGAGAGUUCACCCAUCGCCCGGAGUCCGGUGUACUCACACGUGAACACAACGCUGUGUGGGCUGACAUCGAUCCGUGCGUUCGGCGCACAGCAUAUGUUUGAGCGUCAGUUUGAAGUCCACCAAAACGACAACACCUCUACUUUUUUCCUACUUGUUUGCAGCACUCGAGCGCUCGGAGUCUUAGUGGACACUAUUUGUAUGGGUUAUGUGAGCGCCGUUAUCGUCUAUAUCAUGAUCAGUAGUGACGCUUUAUCAUUGACAACUGUGGUUCAAUGGUCUGUUAAAUUAUCUGCCGAUUCCGAGACCUAUAUGACUGCCGUCGAGCGAGUUCUUGAAUACACAGCCAUUAAACCCGAGGCAGAGCUCGAGUCCACUCCCGAUCGGAAACCACCUAAAAAUUGGCCACAAAUGGGAGAAAUAGUGUUCAAAGAUAUGAGUCUUCAAUACAACGAAUCGCCGCAUAAAGUGCUCAAAAAUAUCAAUGUUUGCCUCAAAGGGGGAGAAAAUGUGGGAGUCGUGGGCCGGACGGGCGCCGGCAAGUCGUCACUUAUUGCAGCCCUCUUUCGACUCACAGAACCUUUAGGACAGAUAUUGAUAGACGGGGUGGACAUCGGGUCCAUAGGUUUGCAUGACUUGAGAAGUCGUAUAUCAAUCAUACCUCAGGAUCCGGUGCUCUUCACGGGUUCGGUGCGCAGAAAUUUGGACCCUUUUAGUGAACACUCGGACGACAAGCUCUGGUCGGCUCUGUCUGAGGUACAGCUCCGGGAUGUCGUGCAGUCAAUGCCGGGACAGUUGGACGCAGUGGUGACAGAAGGGGGCAGUAAUCUGAGUGUAGGUCAGCGCCAAUUGGUAUGUCUGGCGAGAGCUAUACUACGAGACAAUCGGAUACUAGUGUUAGACGAGGCGACCGCUAAUGUCGACCACAGAACCGAUGCU
Molecule: messenger RNA, 2301 nt
Organism: Medioppia subpectinata
Lineage: Eukaryota; Metazoa; Arthropoda; Arachnida; Sarcoptiformes; Oppiidae
Source: the annotation of a GenBank genome assembly